Messenger RNA from Trichoderma asperellum CBS 433.97, 739 nucleotides. The record is from RefSeq and is a predicted model, not a curated record. NCBI's taxonomy places the organism in Eukaryota, Fungi, Ascomycota, Sordariomycetes, Hypocreales, Hypocreaceae.
CCGCACGACACGACAGUUCAAUGUUUCUAGCACUGUGGCGGCGAGCUAUCUGAUGUGACAACUCUGGGCACGGCGAGCUUUGGCUUGCCCGCUAAUUUGAGACCCCGGCAGCUUGAACGCAGCAUCAUGCACCAUGUACAUACAGACACCACCCUGGCUCAGGCAUCGUUUCCGCGGUGUGGCCUCUGCACCCAGUUGCGACUUGGGCAGUAUCAACCGGAGGAGCAUGCCGGCCAGCUCUACUCUCCUGGAUGGACUGAAGAGAAGAAGAUGCCUGUAAUACUUGCAAGCAGGAGCAGAAGAAACAGGCCCACCCCAGACCUCUUCCACGCUCAAAGGGGACAAGGCCUGAUGCCCUCUAAGCAUCCAUUGCCACGAGCCAAUAUGCAGCAGAAUCCACAGUGCGAUCGCUUACUUAUCCGCUGGCGGUCACAACUCUAUUUCCGUUUCCGCGGUCUUCUGUUUGCCGAUGGUAGGGAAGAAGAGGAAGAAGAACAAGAAUGCCUAGCAAGGACAUGCUGCCAAACUGAAUAUGGACACUGGUGUGAGUGUGAGCCGUCGGCCUGCGCUUGGCUCACCGACAAAACAAGACCUUGAACAGAGAGUCUCGUACUCUGUACUCCGUACUCCAUAUAAUUUCCAGUUGUUGUUGUGGACACUUGCUUUCCAUCCUGGGGUAGCAGUGCCGAUAUCAGUCGAGUAUUUUGCGGAAAUAGCACGAAAUGUACUCCGUAACUGG